AUGUUGCCAGACGUGGUCGAAACAUGUUCUGAGGAUGAUGUUGGCUGGGGCUCUGGUUGGCUCCAAAAAGAUUUUGUCAUAGAUUUCAACACCGCCACUCUGGGAGCAACAGGGCCGUUGACUGAUUCGAUCAAUAUUGACACCUUCUCAGACUUCAUCGUUCCCAUCAAUGGGCAUGUGCUUUUGGGAGUCAUCGGUUUUUGUGUUUUCCUUGCAGCGCAUGAGGCGUACGUUGCUGCAGGUGCCAAGCCGCUAUUGGCAAACCACGAGCGAAGGAACAGUGCGUCCCUUCAAGUUGUAAUCGUGAUAUCCUGGAUCCUGAUAUUCAUGAAUGUUGCGAUGCUCGUUCCUGUGUCCUUAGAUUUUUCACUGGCGAUGGGGCAGUCCGCCACAGCCAGUGGUGUUUUCCUCAGCGGAGGUACCGUGUUCUCAGUGGUGGGACUGAUGGUAGGUAAGCCGCUCACAAGUGAGGAUAACUGGAACCAGCAGUUUGCCAGAAGGUUGUUUCUGGUGUGCAAUUUGCUGUGUUUGGUCUUACUUUUCGGGAUUGCCAUUUUGGUGGAAAUGGCUGCAACUUGGAGUUUGCCAACACGGCGUGGGACAUUUUGGUUGGUCCUUAUCCUCAAUGGCAUUGUUGCGUUUCUUUCAUCAAUCCCGAUGGUAUCUUGGAUGACAAUGUGGCAGAUCAUCACGCCGCAUAGCGAGAAGACCUUCUGGCAAAUGAUGGCGCAGUGCGGCCGAAACGGGGGCUUUGUUCUUGGCCCUGUUGCAUUCGCUGGGUUAAGCUUGCUAGUUCGUCAAGGUCGAGAGGUGUCACCCAUCAGCAUGAUGAGCUGGUCCAUGAUUGGCUUGGUGGUUUUGCAAGCUGCGGAGCUGACAGGGGCAUCGCUCUUCUAUCCUACGAUUUUGGGUCAGUCUGAUGAGGGUGCGGCUGAGGAGGCAAGUCCCGAAGCAGAAGGAGAUUGCCUGGAGAUUGCACCAGAGCAAUUGCCAGCAGAGUCUCGCGAAGACAUUGUGAAAUACAUGAUCGCAUACAGUUACGAGCGACCUUUCACAAUCUCGGCCAUUGAGGUGGCCACGAUGAUGCUGCUAGAAGUUUCAUACGGCUGGUCGGCCGAGCUUUGCGGAGCCUCUUUCAUGGUAGUGGGAGGUGCCAGCCUGACUUUGACGGCAUUCUCCAGCUUAGUGAUCUCCAGAAAGUGGAUGCCAGAAUCCCACGUUUUCCUUGGCUCGACUGCAGCAACCUUGCUCGGUGUGCUGUUGCUGUUUGAUUGGAAAUUCUUCGGGGCUGGCACAUUGCUGUUCGCAGAUGCCAUAAUCUAUGGGGCCUCCAGCGUCUCCAACGGUGUUGCGCAAGGACUAGCAACUCGUGCUGCAAUGCAGGGAACAGCCUGGGGCAUCGAGACGUAUCGCAUUAACAAUUUGGUCGGCGUCAACGUGAGCCGUUUUAUCGGACCCGUUGUCGCACGCUUCAUGAUAGAUUUUGGGGGUCGCAACACAUACGCGGCAGUGCAGAUGCUUGUGUGCUUUCUAGGAACCUGCACCGUGUACAAAACGGUGUGUUUGGUUUGGGCAGGAAAAUCCAAAAUGCUCUCAAAGCCACAGGCCUGCCAAUGA
Symbiodinium pilosum is the source of this 1617-nucleotide messenger RNA. NCBI's taxonomy places the organism in Eukaryota, Dinophyceae, Suessiales, Symbiodiniaceae. The record is from the annotation of a GenBank genome assembly.